CUCGACGAGGAACUGGCUGUAAGCACGACACAGAUUGACCGCAAAUCAAUCAGCCAUGCAGCGGUCAUCGGGAUGCGCGCUCGCCGCAAGACGAUUGUGCCGUGCCUUUAACCUCGACCGCAGCCCUUCAGCCUUCGAUUUGCCCCUAUAUUUCUGUCCAGCAUUUCGGUCACUGUCGCUUGGGAAUCCCACAGCUCGACGCCCGCAAUCCCGGCCCGAGUCGCGAUGGACCCAAGUCCGGCAGCUGCAUGCGCAGUCUGUUUCUGCGCCCAGCGCAGAAGGACAACCAGAGCUAGCCCAGAAGCCUCAAAGAACACUGCCGUUACAAUGUCCAGGCUGCGGAGCCUUCUCCCAGACCGCGGUCCCUAGCGACGCGGGCUACUACAACCUGUCGCGGAAAUCUGUCAUGCAAUACUUGGGCCUAGAAAGACCAAAGGAAGCUAAGAAGCCCAGGAAAGCCGAUCAGAUUGUUCAAGAGGUUCUACAAAGUGUUGAUGUUGAGGCCCUGGAAUGCCAAGGCAUUGAUCUCAAGUCCCUGCUGCCAGAGAGCAAGCCCGCGUCCGCAGCUACGACGGAACCGGAUAAGCCCCCUGUCUGCGACCGUUGCCACAAUCUGAUUCACCAUUCGACCGGAAACUCGAUCUACCAUCCGAGCAUUGAGUCUCUGCGAGAAACGAUCGAAGAGUCCCCCUACAAGUACAACCACGUUUACCACGUCUUGGAUGCCGCCGACUUUCCCAUGUCGUUGCUCCCGAGGUUGCACAGUCUGAUGGACAUCAAACUACGGCCGCGAAACCGCAGAUCAGAUCCGGUCAACUUCCGUCACGGAAAGAAGACGGAAAUGAGCUUCAUCAUUACGCGAUCUGAUCUUCUCGCACCCACCAAAGAGCAAGUUGAUGCGCUGAUGCCCUACCUUCAGAGUGUAUUGCGGGACGCGCUAGGCAGGGUUGGCGAGCGUGUCAGGCUAGGAAACGUCCACUGCGUCAGCGCAAAACGAGCUUGGUGGACAAAGCAGCUGAAGGAAGAGAUUUGGGAGCGUGGCGGGGCGGGGUGGAUGGUGGGCAAGGUCAACGUGGGAAAGAGCCAGCUGUUUGAAGCUGUGUACCCGAAAGGCAGGAUGGACGAGAAGCCGCCCAAGCAGCAGAUCUCUAUCAAAGUCUUCCCCAAAACACAAACGAACGCAAACCCACCACUCGCAGAACCUGAACAAGACUCUGAAGACUCCAACCCCCUUCUCCCAGGACGAACGGCCAUGCCCGACGACGACUUUCCCCUCCUCCCCCCACCACUACCCGAAACCAAUUACCCCCCCAUGCCGGUAGUCUCCUCUCUACCCGGGACGACGGCCUCGCCGAUUCGCGUGCCGUUCGGCAACGGGCGCGGCGAGCUGAUCGACCUGCCAGGUCUGUCCAGGGGCGACCUUGAGCUUCACGUGCGCGAGGAGAAGCGCAAGAACCUGAUCAUGACGGAGCGCAUAGUUCCAGAGACGUACGCCGUCACGCCCGGCCGCUCGCUCCUGAUCGGCGGCUUCAUCCGCCUGACGCCGCGCAACGUGGCGCCCGAUGAGGAGCUCGUCUUCAUAAUGUACCCUUUCACCCCGAUCAAGGCGCAUUGCACGUCGACGAGAAAAGCCGUGGCCGUCCAGACCGAGGCCGAGGACGCGCCCAACGUGGAGAACAUUGCGCUGCCCGGGACGGGCGCGACGAUCAAGCACGCCGGCGCGUUCCAGGUGCGCUAUGACACCACCAAGAAGCAGGCCCGCGCCGUGCUUGACAGGACGGGCGUGAAAGCGGACAGGUUGCCGUUCCGGGUGCUGGGGAUUGAUAUACUGAUUGAGGGCUGUGGGUGGGUCGAGGUGGAAGUCCAGGUUCGGACCAAGAAGCUGUUUGGUUCGCCAUCGGCUUCUUCUUCGGCGACAUCGGCGACGGCUACGAUAAGGGAAGGAGAGAAGGACGGUGGAGACGGGUUGGGCGAAGUGGCGUCCACGUCGGAGUGGAUGGAGAAGCUGGAUCUGAGGCCUGAACCGGUGAAUGCCGAGGAGAAGGAGGGGUCCGGGAAGGACGGCCAGCCUGAGCCAAACUGGCCGAUUAUUGACGUGUAUAGCCCCGAGGGAAGGUUCAUUGGCUAUCGGCGGCCGAUGAACGGGUUUGUAAUCAACCGAAAGCCGCACAAGAAUCAGAGGGGGAGGCCGAGGAAGAGCAUGAAGGGGGCUAAGAAACUGGCGAAGGCCGCCAGAAGGGAAGAGGAAUGAGGGUGAUAAUCAGUCAAGGUAAUGGCGAUGCUUCGAGGCUUUUGGUUAUUUGGGGUGUAGGAUAUCUGUAUUAUAUGUGUAUAAAACAUGUAUGUGGUUGACGACUCAGCACCAUUAGUUGUGGCUGCGGGUUAAACAAUGUUGGAAAGUUGGUCGGGUUUUGAGCAUGUAUUGUGGAAGGGUAUAACAACACUGGACCCAUCUAGACAAUAGCCCGAAUUUACUCAGGGCAGCAAGUUUUCCUGUCUAUAUAUACGCCAGCCGAUGCC
Molecule: messenger RNA, 2520 nt
Organism: Canariomyces notabilis
Lineage: Eukaryota; Fungi; Ascomycota; Sordariomycetes; Sordariales; Chaetomiaceae
Exons: 1
Coding region: 56-2251 (731 amino acids)
Cellular component (GO): mitochondrion
Source: RefSeq, a predicted model, not a curated record